Molecule: messenger RNA, 11470 nt
Organism: Pseudopipra pipra
Lineage: Eukaryota; Metazoa; Chordata; Aves; Passeriformes; Pipridae
Gene: HYCC1
Product: hyccin PI4KA lipid kinase complex subunit 1
Exons: 12
Coding region: 6062-7609 (515 amino acids)
Biological process (GO): phosphatidylinositol phosphate biosynthetic process; protein localization to plasma membrane
Cellular component (GO): plasma membrane
Source: RefSeq, a predicted model, not a curated record
UAUUCUGGUUUUGACCAGUACAUUUGUAGCUGUUGCUGGUCUUUUCAGGAUCAUGCUCUUAUUUGGUGCCAGCAAAAUCUUGAGCAAGGACGCCUUGUCCCACUGGGCCGUGCUAGAGCACAAGGGAAAUUUGAUCUGAACCAUUUCCUCAUGUUUGAAGUAUUUCCAGGAUACUCUCUCCUGUACAGUUUACUAGAGGUCCUUCUGAUUUUUUUGCUUGGAGAGUUGUUUAACAUCUUGAAUUGACUCACCACUUGUUUCUAGAGUCCAAGUACCCUUUUCUCAUGGCUUUAUUUCCCUUUUCUUAAUGAAAUUGUUCCUUUUUUUUCCUCUGAAGUUUUAGAUUUUUGCCCUCAGGGCUAAUGAAAGGAAAAAUCUCGUUUUCUUACCAUGCUGUGAACUGUAUCUUACAACAUCCCAUGGCAUCCCAAAUUUUCUGGGGAAGAGAAACUAAGAUGGGUUUACACUUUAUUUGCUUAUUCAUGAUUUAAGGAAGGGGCUUUUUUCCUUUUUGCUUUAAAGAUUAAGGUCUCAUUUUAAAACCCGGACCAAGAAAUAAUUUACACUUGAAGACCCAACUGGCAAAGUGAUUCUUUUUCACUGUAUGUACUGUGUAAUUUUUACUGCUUGUUCAUCCAAGCAGUAAUGCUUAUCUCAAAGCAGCACAUUUGUGCUGAGGAGCAGGAAGAGUGGGGCUGCCCCAGGAGGGAGCAGGCUGUGGAGGAGACCCCAGCAUGGCUCGAGUGCCCUCUUGGGCAGGGUGCCGCCACCCACAUCCGAACAGGGCCAGGGUGUUGACAGGACCUGCUGGUGGUCCAGUGGUCAUCAGAGGAGGUGAGGUGACAAGGAGCUCCAGUCCCUAGGCAGCCAGCAGGUGUCCUGGGCAAGGGUGGUCAGGGCACUGCAGCCUGCACAGGAACUCAGGGCUCCUAUGGUUUGAAUGUGGGAAGUUGUUCCAGCAAGACAAUACCUAACAUAUUUGGUUUUGAAAGCGUACCUCCUGCAUUCACCCAACCUGAACUUCAUGCUAUUUAAUUGCACCGUUGUUGUAAUAUAACUCCUCUGUAUUUCAGUGGUCAGGCUUGGGACGUGACGGGCUGAGGAGCAAGUGCAGCUUUGUCCUGGCAAGCAGGCUGGGACGUGCCUUUUGUCAAGCAGUGGUCCUUUUUCAUUCCAGAACUUCCAUUUUAGCUUGUUGUGGAAUGAUUUAUCACCAGAGCCAGCCAAAGGAGGUAACUGUGACAAAUGAAUACUCUGAAAACAAUCUCCUUCCAGGAUCAGAUAAAGUAAACAAAAUACGGAAAGCAGAGGAUUCCCUGUAUCCCUAUUUGGCUGACCCCAGCCAGCAGGUGGGAUGAAGUGAAUUCUGCCACAAGAGGUGUUGCACAAAGUCAUUAACAUCUUUUGUAGGCUGAAUGUACCUCCUGGGCUUUGCUAAUGUUUGGAAGUAAUUCCUGAUCUUUUCCUUCAUUUAGCUUCUUUGCUCUGAAGAACAAUAAAUAUUUUGGCUGUCUACAAUCAUUCUUAUCCACUUCUCUGCCCUUUUUUCAAAGAAAAAAUAAUAUUUGAUGUGUCUUCAAGCCAAUUCAGUAAUUGCUGUAGCAGAGGUUGCAACAACAUAGAGGUAGAGCAGCUGAACAUAGCAAGCCUGUCUAAAGUAUAAGGAUUUGAGGUUGGCUUUGCUGUCUGCCGGUAGCACAGGCUCCUGCCCUCUGGAGUUGACUUGUGGGAGCUUGCCAGCAGCUGGGCCAGAGGAGCCUGAACCUGCUGACAAAUUUCUGGAUGCUGCAAAAGUCCUAGUCUUUCUUGCCCAUGAGAGGGAAAAGCAAGCAGCCCUAGCAAGGGAGAUUUUUGUAGCAAGGUCAUAAUAAACAUAGGAUUAAAAAAAAAAGAAAUGUACAGGGGAAUGAAUUAAAAAAAAAAGUGCCCUUCUUGAUUUUAUUGAUUAAAGUUAUUGGACAUCAAUUUGAUGAACAUUUAAAUAUGCAUUCUUUUUAGUUAUUUUGAAAUACCAUAACCUAAAAGAGACAACAUAUUGCCUUGUCUUCUUCCAGCAUGCCCUUCUGCAUGUUCGAACAACCAGAGGCCCGCCAAGAGCUGUCCUGUCCUCUUGGGAACUAGUCUUUUCUUGGGAGAAACCUAUCAGGAAAAGUAUUAUUUACAUUUAAAUAGCUUCUGUUAAGGAUAGCUCUCAGUGUUAAUAAAUCCUCUUGCUAAAUAUGGGAAUUCAGGCAGUAUGUGCUUAAGUGUCUGAACUUGUUUAAGCUCACAGUAGGUUAGCCCCUAAGCUGGAAACCAGAUCAGAGAGCAGUAGAACUAUUUGUGCCCAAAUCCAAAUCGAUGGUUAAAACUGCUGCCUUGUGUUACAGAGACCAUCAGUCUCUCCAUAACUAAGGUUCCAUCAAUUCAGAUUUGUUUUCAGCCAAAUAAUAAACAUUCCAAGAAAAAUCUGUAUUUGAACUCUUUGAAUGUGGCUAGUUUCAACAUGAAUUUAUAACUGAGUAUCUUAAUCUUAUUUCUAUUUUAAUUUUUUAAAAUAGGAAAUAUAGGACAAUGUAGAAACAACGAAGAUGGGGACUGAGUUUAUCUGAGUUUAUCUUUGUCUCUGUGAGCUUUACCCACAGAUAAACUGAGAUACAGAAAAGAAGUGUAACAAUAACACUUGAGCAAAGUUUAUGUCAUCUCACCUACAAAUGAAGGCUAGCAAAACAGAAAAGUUGGUAUCAGCUGUUCCAGUUCAAAGCUUUUACAGAUUUCUCAAGGUACACAAGGGGUAUUCCUCAGACCCUUCUACUUGAACAAGCCAAUUAACUGCUUCUUGAUCAAAGAUCAAAUGAAAAAAGAAGGCAGGAUUGCCCUCAUAUAGCGAAAACUCCUAGCAGGGCACUGUGAGGGAACACGAUUCAGGAUGGAACAGUUCCGGGUGUGGAGAGAAGCGUGCAGCGAUUGGCAGGACUUUGUCGUGUGGACUUUGCUGUUAUUAUGUGGUUUCAUUGUAUUCACACUGCACAGUGCACAGCCUGGACAAGCCCAGGCUUGCCAUGAGUUUGCCCCCACUCCUCCCCCUUUUGCCGGUGUCCCUAUGCUGGUUUGUCCCUCUGCUUGUUGGUCUCAUGCUCUGCCCUAUGUUCUGGCCCGUUCCGCUCCCGAGCGGAUAAAAAGAGAGUGGGCACGCCUGAAUAGGGAACUCUGCUUGCAUCCUUCCUCAUGUCCCGUCCCCUCUUCGGACCGCGACAGGGCACAAAUUUAAUUUUUUUUGGUAGCAGCACAAUAGAAAAUAGCAGAACUGCCUUCAUAGUCAUGUUGGAUCAUUUAAAGGAACUCACAGCGUUUAUGCCCCAACAAUACCUUUGAUGAUAGUUCUGUAUAUGUGUUUUUAAACAAAUCAUAUUUUUCCAUUCCAAAUGCUGCCUGGAAUGGGAUGCCUUCAAGGAAACAUUAUGUGAGUCAUCCUCAAGAGACAUGCAAUUGAGGCACCUCCUUUGGAACAAAGUCAUCUACAUCCAUCUAAAAUAUCCAAUUAUAAACAGUAUUAUGUUACUCACAUAAUUGCUCAACGGCCUUAGAAGCAAUCUGUUUUUUUAUGACAGUAAGAAUUAAUGGUGAGUUGUUGAUGCUAAAGUUAGAAUAACAUCACACAAAGAUUAAAAUGUCAUUUCAGUGAUAGUUUAUUCUGGAUUAUGUUAAGAAAUACGAGCUUGUGAUCAUUUAAGACUCAUAAAACUUCUACUCCUUGUUUAACACUUGUUUGAAUGUCUGAAUGUAAAAAAUACUUUCUGAGGCUUAAUUCAUGUGGGAAGCUCAGGGCAGAUGAAGAACUCACUGAGGAUUUGCAGAGUAAGAUAACACUCACAAACUUGUGCGAAUUGUUGGGUUUAUUUUCUGUGUACCUUUCUGUAUUAUGAAAAUAUUAUUAUAGAACAGAUUUUCACAAAUUCCCAGUCAUACGUGGGCUUAAUGCUGGCUGUGUUUCUCAACCCCUUGGCUCUAGUUUUGAGUUGUCCCAUUCCAAGAGGUAUGGAAGAAUUACUGCAAAGAGAGAAAGGUUUGAGAAGAGGUAAGUAUAUACCGUGCUCAUUGCAAGUGAGGGAUAGAGGGUCUCACAAAAUACAAACAAAUGGUACACCUUAAUUAUAAGGAGAAAAAGCAUUUUAUGCGAUCUGAUGCAUGAAUUCAGAGACUAUGUAAUCCCUACCUGCAGCCAGCAGGCCCCUGUUCAGUUGUAAUACUUUCUUGCUGUUGUUGUUAUUCCAUCCUACUGCUAGAAUAGGUCAUGUUGCUCUCAUCAUUCCUGGGAUAGCAUGCAUGUGCCAUGUGGAGCUAGCACAAGAGUAAAUGAUAAGCUGAACUUCACACACGCUCCAGAGAACUGAUAGGGCCCAGGAUGAAUAAUAUGGGCUGUAGAAGGAAAUCCAGAAAACACUGGUUAGUUAGGAAAGGUACUACGCAGACAAACCCUGUCAUUUCGGCAUUUACUUAAAGAAAAUUAAAUACCUAGCCCCUCUAACUCAUCUCUUCCCACAGGGCUGAGUUUUUUGCAGGUUUUCCACAGCACAGAUGUGGGAGACCUUGAGAGCCUGGGAGUAGCCUGGACUCUGAAUGACAGCUGGAGGAGUAGUGAUCCUUGGUGUUAGUAAUGCAUAUGCUAUUGGGAGUAACUAGGUUUGAGGAAUCAUGUUAGAAUGACACUGAUGUAUUUGUCACGUUCAUUUGCACAUUUAUUUUGUGGGUAGGAAGAAGCUGGUUUUGAAAGAAACAACUAAUGAUAAUUAAAAGAAGCUAUUCUGCAGUUAAUUGUAACUGCUUUAUGGAACAAUCAUGAGGAUUGAUGGAUUGCCAUCUUUCACUGAGGCCUCCAGUGACAGUGGUAUAUCCCUAUUUCCCUACCUGCAACAUUUUAUGCCUUUCUUUUCAGUGUUCUUUCUCCUGAAUACUCUUGGAGCUCUUAACUAUCCCUAUUCAACAACUCUACCUCUUUAAUUUUCCCUUCCAUUAUUUUGCCCAGAUUUUCUCACAGCAUUUGGUCACAACCUAGCAAUUCUCCCAGAGGAGGCAAGGUUAUGCAGCUAGGCCACAUUGGAUCAGAUCCUUGGCACAGACAGCUGAACCCCUGGGGGCUGACAGAGGAGAUGACCAAGAGAGGUUGAAAGACACACUAGAUAGGAGAUUACAAGGUGAAGUAAUCUGUUUGGAUCCAAGCCCAGAUGGUGCCAACCUGAGGCUGUGGGAAGAGCAAACAAAGAACAUGUAAUUGUUCCCACACAAGAACAGACAAGCCUACAUUGAAAAGAUAAUGAGUGAAACUAGCAGGAUUCAGGGACGUUACAUGCAGUCUCCAAGGAGAAACAAAGUUCAGUCUGAGACCUUGAAUGUCAAAAGAAGUUAAAAGACUUAUAAAUCCUUGGAGAAGACAGAGAAGGGGAAGAUCACUUUUUAGAAGUUCCCUCUGGAGACAAAUUGAAGGUAAGAGAUUGUGAAGAGAAUUUAAAUAUGUCUGGCUGUUUAGAGGUGUUAGUUGUUUAGAUUAAAUAAGUACGUUUUAAACAAAAUGAGUCACUUAGAGUUGUAAUAUUGUGUGAUUUAGCAUGCUGUUUGCUUAGCUUUACUUGCUUAGCAUGAGUAACUGGGUUUGCUGAAGCCUUAGGCCACAAGCUGUGGACUUUCACUGACAUCUAUGCUUUUGGCUGGAAUAGAACUUGUUUUCUUGCUAAUUUUCCUAGCAGCUAGCACAGUGCUGUGUUUUGGAUUCAGUAGGAGAUCAAUGUUUAUAACACACUGAUGUUUCAGUUGUUGCUGAAUAACAUUUUGACUAAGUCUAGGCCUUUUUUAGUUUCCCGUGUUCUAUCUAUGAGUAGGCACAAGAGAAGCACAAACCAGAAGAUAGAGAGGCGGUUGGCAGCAGAAGAUGCAACUCCACCAGAUAAGAUCAGUUAACAGCCGGCCUCUGUGAAGAAGAAAAAAGAAUCCCACAAGGUGUUAGAAGACCCCAGACCACAAGUCACUACUGGACUAAAAAGGCACAUGCAGAGCAUGCUGAAGGUUUGGAAACGGAUGUUGGAAGAUGUUAGCUGUGGAUACUGGGGUUGUGGAGGAGUGGUUAUCAGAGUUUAAGACACUGCCAGAAGCAUCCAUAUCCAGCUAUGCUGCCAGUUUGAAAGACAAGACUGCUUUGAUUUCAUCUCUUUAUAAAGUAAUUCAGGAUCCACAGAGUGAACUUCUGGAGCCGGUUUGCCAUCAGCUGUUUGAGUUCUAUCGCAGUGGUGAGGAACAGUUGCUACGGUUUACGCUGCAGUUUCUGCCAGAAUUGAUGUGGUGCUAUCUUGCUGUCUCAACCAGCAGAGAUUUGCAGAGCAGUGGGUGCAUAGAGGCUCUUCUCCUGGGAGUUUAUAACUUGGAGAUAGUUGACAAAGAGGGACAUAGCAAAGUGCUGAGUUUCACAAUUCCGUCUUUGUCCAAACCUUCAGUCUAUCAUGAACCUUCCAGCAUUGGCUCCAUAGCUCUCACUGAAGGAGCUUUGUCUCAGCAUGGUUUGUCCAGGGUUGUGUACAGUGGACCUCAUCCUCAAAGGGAGAUGCUUACAGCGCAGAACAGGUUUGAAGUGCUGACUUUCCUUCUGCUCUGUUACAAUGCUGCCUUAAGCUACAUGCCUGCAGUGUCUCUUCAGUCAUUGUGUCAAAUUUGUUCAAGAAUUUGUGUCUGUGGAUAUCCUCGCCAACAAGUGAGAAAGUACAAGGGGGUCAACAGUAGAAUUCCAGUUUCAUCUGAAUUCAUGGUGCAAAUGCUAACAGGGAUCUAUUAUGCCUUUUAUAAUGGAGAAUGGGAUCUGGCUCGUAAAGCUAUGGAUGACAUUUUGUAUAGAGCACAGCUUGAACUGUAUCCAGAACCUCUGCUGGUUGCUAAUGCAAUAAAAGCUUCACUGCCUCAGGGUGCCAUGAAAUCUAAUAAAGAAGGUACAAGAUGCAUUCAGGUUGAAAUUACACCUACUUCAUCCAGAAUAUCAAGAAAUGCUGUAACUAGCAUGUCUAUCCGAGGGCAUAGAUGGAAAAGGCAUGGUAAUUCUGAUUUAGGAAUUCAAGAAGAACUAAUAGAGGUAUCUGAAACUGAUGAAGGGUUUUACUCUAGGGCUACUUCUAGUGCAAGUCAGUCCGCCCUGUCUAACAGCAGCAACACGAGCAGCAAGAACCUUCUAGGGAAGAGCCAGCGAAGGUCUGGAGGAAUCAAAGCUGGAGGAAAAGAAAAAGAAGGAGAAACCUGUAGAGAACACUUAUCACGAAAACAAACUCAGAGAGCCAUGAGUGAGAAUCUAGAGCUUGUCUCUCUGAAGAGACUGACACUGACAACUAGCCAGUCCCUGCCUAAGCCUGGCAGUCACAGUCUGGCCAGAACGACCACUACUGUGUUUAGUAAAUCCUUUGAACAGGUCAGUGGUGUCACAGUUCCAAAUAAUCAUGGUGGUGUCUCUGGUACAGAGGCAAACAGGUUUUCAGCUUGCAGUCUUCAAGAGGAAAAACUGAUAUAUGGAACAGAAAGAACAGAUCUUCCGAUUUUAAGCAAACCACCUAAUCAGCAGAGACCUCCAAGUAUUAGCAUAACUUUGUCAACAGAUUGAUAUUAAAUUGGGCAUUAUGAAAAGUAAAUUAUUGAGGAUUUGUCCUGAUAUUGGUAUAUUAAACUCCUUAAUAUGCUAUACGUUACUUCCUUAAACCCCAAGCUUGUAAAUUCUUGUUUGGCUCACAUUUGACAGUAAUAGUGAAUAGACAACAGUUGUAAUUAUUUUUGAGUCAACUUCUGAUAGCUUGGAAAGUGUACUCUUUUUACAGCUUCAUGAGAAGUUUGCACCUUCCCCAAUUGAACAAGCAUUAAUUGGUUGUUUGGCCACUGAUGAAGGUGUGUGGCUUCUUACGGAUGUGUAGUGUGGGAACAAAUAGAGCCUCUCUCCCAGAUUUUGCUUUUUCACUACCCUUAGCAUAGGCAAAACUGCAAGUACUUCUUUUUUUUUGGGGGGGAGGAGUCUUGAAAUAUUGUCAUGAAGUUUUGGAACAGCAUCAUAAGAACAAACAUUCUCUUACAUUAGCCGUGAGAAAUCUGUGCUUACAUGUAAGGUUAAAACUAGAAGCAUCACUACAGCAUUUGAUGUCGUGGUUGGUUUUGUAAUGGUGGUUAGUACACGUUGCAGUGUUCAUACUUCUUUAUGCCUAUAUGAGUCCAAUUUAUAGAUGCAUUUUGAUUUUCCUAUAUGUCUUCAAAACUGGGCCAAAUGUCAUACAGCAACAGUGCUUCUGGAUGGGAGUUAUUAUCACUUGCUAUAGUAGUCAAUCUUUAAUCUUAAUUAUGUGAUAGACUCUGUCUUUCUUUAGGAUUCUUAAAUAUCAGUUGCAAAGCCACUCAUUGAAAAGUCUGUCAUCAGUAUUUUUAUUAUUUGUGGGGAAGAGAUGUGCUUGUGAAUCAAUGUUAUGUAGGAAAUAUGAGCCCUUCGCACUGACUCAAGCAAAUCAGGAGUGUGAAUGUGUUUAACAUGAACUUUGUACUUGAGCCUAAGAGAAUACUACCAAAGGAUAUGUACUUUCAGUAACUUGCAAGCACAAAGGGAAAUUAUAAUGUAAAUAUAACUAACACUGUAAUUCCUAGUCUUUUGUAUCUAUUAUUUUUCUAGUUUGAAAUUCUAAACCAGCAGCCUGUGUAAGGUUACCUAACCCUUAACCUUCAAUGAGUUUGUUUGAUACCAACUUCUAUAAUGUCAGGAUUUUAAUUAAAAAAGAACAUUAAAACUUCUUAUGCAGAAAUUUGAAGAAGCAGUAGCUGACAAAACCACUCCAGUAGCAAUGAUUGGCUGAUAAACAGUGUAUUAUUAUGAGUGGAGAAAUAGGAUGAAGAUCUAAGGCAUAGUCACGCCCAACUGUCCAGAUUUCUGCAGCUGUUAAUCUAUUAUUGUCAAGAACCUUGUAAGAAAACAAUCACUAAAAUUCUGGUAGACUUUCCCAUUUGCCUAGAAAUAAAUAUAGAUAUUCCUUUAUGACUUAAACUGAAGCACAAAUAACCUUUAAGCAGCUAAUGUUAUUCAGGGUUAUAGCAAUUAAUAAACUGGUUAAUUAGUGAAAAGAGAUGAGACAUAGUUGAUAGAGACAAGUUAUAUAAUUGUGAUACUAAGACUGCAGACUAGAUGUGUCCCUUCCUUAAGAUUCACCAAAGUAUGCAGAAUAACUCCAUCAGUCUGUAGGUGUUUGUGUUCACCUGAGAGCCUGAGCUUAAAGGAAUAUGCCACACCUUUUCAUUCUUCAGUUUGUUGUGUGACACUGUUCUAUUCUAGUAGCAUAGUAUUUCACCUUUUUACAGUGAAAUGUUUUCUUAAUUGUACAUGAAAACUUAAUUCCUAAUGUAUAAACUAUAAAUUUGCCCUGUUAAUUUUUUAAUACUUUGGCCAGUGAAAGAAACUGGUUCUUUGAGGUUGUAUACUUUUGUAAAUGCUUUGUACAGCAGAAAAUUUUGCCUCUUUUUUAAAUUUUUUUCUUCACUAUACAUUAGCAUGUUUGUUUCAGAUUGGCUAGUACAUGUGGCUGCUGAAGCAGGCAUAACCACGAGCAACAGAAGGGUGUUGGGCAGCUGAUAGUAGGCAUUGGCUAGUACUACACACACUGGAUGUAGAGCUCUUCCUUCCCCUGAAAUUUGUUAUAAAUGUUACAAAGAAAUAACCUGCAGAUCUCACAGCAGCCUCCUGAUCUGCUUUUGCAGUGUAGGACCUGAGAAUACUUUGGGAAAAUUUUGCAGUAAUUUAAAUUGAGACGUAAACUAGAAUAGAUAAGUAAAAUUGCAAUAGACAAAUAUUUGUUGUGAUGGUAUUAGUUGUGAGUUAGUGUUAAGGGACUUGAAUUUUUAACUAAUUUUACUGGGUUUGGUUUGUUUCAUUUAAUUCAUGAUUGUCUACCGUGAAGGUAACAAUCUGUCAAGCUGGGUGUUGGUAUAAAAGAUAUUUAUUAUACUGGGAAGAUUUAGUCUCUUUAGCUCUAAAUAAUUAGGAUUUUGAAGGAUCUAAAAUGCCAUACAAUGUAGGUGUGUAACAUGAUGUUUACAAUACUGUUGGCUACAAGUCAAAUGGUGUUAAAAUAAAGGUAGUUUAUUCUUUUAUUUUAUCCAGCUGAUCUGGCUUGAACCCAAGAUAUAGGCUCAAAUUGGUACAACUGAAAUAACAUAAAACUUCAUACUUUUUUUAGGAAAUGAUAAAAGGAAAGGUUCUUGGUACUGUGGGCUGCUCUUUCCAUACAUACGUGGCUUCAUGUAAAUAUGUAUGUAUUGGUCUCUAGAGCAGUUUACACAGUGAGCAUGUUUUUGUGAGCUGACAUCACACCUUGAUACUGAUCGAGUCAGAAGAAUUUAUUUCCUGAUAUGAGUACCAAAACUUUCAGUUGUGCUUCUUUCUUUUCUUAAAAAUGGAAAAGAUAAAAAAAGACAGGACUGGGGAGAGGGAUGGGGGAAAGUAGGGCAGGAAACAGAUAUUUCUAAGUAAAUCUCUCUUUUCAUGAUAUUUCUAAAAUUGUCAAACUCUGGGGGUUUGGGCAUUAUCUGAGCACUUCAGACUGUUAUAUGGAAAAUGUAUGUUAAAAAAGUAGAUGUCUUCUAACAGCAUAAGGAAAACCUAUUAAGACUACCCAUAUUAUAGUCUGCCUGGGAGUGGGUAGUUCUGAUGAAUACCUUCCGAGCAUACACAGCUGCAACAUCCUGCAGGAAAAAUGUUAUGUGGGAGUGAAUCAUCUCAGAUGGUAAUAAGAGAAGUUGUUUCAAUGCUGACGUUCAUGACUGACCUUACUGUUUUAAAUCGGAGAACACUGUUUCCAAGGCUUUGAACAGCAACACUUCCAAAACUCUGUUGGAACUGAGGAGAAUUAUUUUUGUUGUGAGAAUCUGUAACAUUCGUGCACAAAGUAUGGCCUCUAACCACUUGUAGAGCUGCAGUGACUUUUCUGAAUUGAUUGAAAUGUCUUGAAUUGCCUUCAUUACCUAACAAAUUUGAAAGGUACCGAAAUAUAUAGCUAUUUUAGACACAUUUCUCUGUAAGGAGGUUUCCUAUGAGGAUUCUAGAAAUUCCUAACUUAAUUGUCUAAUACCUUUUGUCAGUGUUUGUGGCUUACAGUGCUGUAUAUAGGUGUGUAAUAUAUUGCUUUUUGUAUUUGUAUAAUUCUACUUCUAAGACUAGAUGUGUACAUUUCCUAAUAUUCACUGAAGUCUGUGGAAUAUCUGCCUCAGUCUAUAGAUGUCUGUCUUCACACGAGAACCUGAAUUUAAAUUACUGCCACACUUUGUCUCAUUCUUCAGCUCAUUAUGUGACACUGUUCUUUGUUUUAGUAACACACCAUUUCACCUUUUUUGCAGUGAAGUAUUCUCUUACAUUGAAAACUUACAUUCCUAAUGUAUAAAAUAUGAGGUUGUCUUUUAGUGUUUAAUAAUUUUGGCAGUAAAAUAAAUUGGUUUUUUUGAA